Molecule: messenger RNA, 1104 nt
Organism: Cooperia oncophora
Lineage: Eukaryota; Metazoa; Nematoda; Chromadorea; Rhabditida; Trichostrongylidae
Source: the annotation of a GenBank genome assembly
AUGCAUGUGCCAUCCGUUUCUGAUAUCGACAGCCAUUUCCACAGCGAUUCCUCAUCGAACCAUACCACCGAGAUCAUGCAUGUGCCAUCCGUUUCUGUCGAUUUACCAGUGCAGACCCGAAUAGCCUCAACGACGACAUCGACGACGUCCAGCACGGAAGGCCUGAGAUGCGCCGUGAAUGAGACGGUUGUUGAAUGUGGAAGAGUCUGUGAAGCAGACUGUGUGUCGAUCUUUACCCGUUCCGAUUGCGAUGAGUGUGGAUCACCGGCUUGUGCCUGUAUGCAGGGUUACGCCCGUAAUCCUCAAGGCACCUGCGUCUACUGGGGAGACUGCCCGGUCAAUGGUUCGGCUGAAGCGACCACAACUACACCUGCUCCUACCACCCGGAAGAAGAUUGAGAAACCUACAAAACUCAAAGUGGGCGGUGAUGUUUGCUAUGGCGACUUCCGCUAUCCAACUGGAUGUUCGGAUUGUGACUACAAGUUGUCGUGGAAUUACGUCGAGGAUUCUGAUGAUAUUGAGUUUUCUCUGGAAACGAAGCUCAAGCAGAACUCUUGGACCGGCCUGGGUCUCAGCAAAGACGGCUCUAUGGUGAAUGCCGACAUGAUGAUUGUGAAAUCCUUCGGGGGAGUUCUCAGUCUUCACGAUAUGUUUAGCCAUGGUUAUGGAGCGCCAACGAAGGAUCAGCAACAAGAUCUUUUCACUCCCAAUGUGAUCGGAACACAUGCGAAUGGAGUGUUGCGAGCACAGUUUAUGCGAAAGCGGAGCACCGGCGACAAAAACGAUAAGUCGUUUGUAGACGAAUGCUGGAAAAUGAUGUUCCCCGUGACUGGAGGGAAACUUGAUGACAGCGGUAACGUCACCGCCCAUAUCGAAACGCCUUUGGUGACCGAUAAGGAAGUCUGCAUCAGAAGUUGUCGGGAGGAGAAGAAAAGUGAUGCUAACUCUGCAUGUGAGAACUCGUAUCAAUAUCCUGCUGGUUGCUCUGGAGAUGACUGCGAUUACCGAGCUUCGUGGACCUACGAUAGCGCCAAGAACGACGUUCGUUUCGAAAUUUCCAGCAAAAACAUUGGCCGAUGGACAGGAAUAGGGUUCUCCAAGUAG